AUGGCAAGCAUUGUCGGCCGUCCACUCAACCGCCUCCGCAGAUCCGACACCUACAAACCUCUCCACGAACGAUGGGGCGACGUCUCCAUCUCCGCUCCCACCGACGGAUCCUGGAACCAGUUCGAUAACCCUCAUCAAUCGUCCCACCGUACCCGAGGCUACGGCCCAGGCUUCGUCCCCGAACACCCUCCCCGAGGCGCCUCCCACGUCGAAGAGGACGCCGUGCCCUCGGCGCGCCCAUCCAGACACAGCCACGCCCGCCAAAGUACUUUCUCCAUGAGCACGCUUAACCCUCGUCGUCUGUCCGUGCGUCUGGGCCCUCGUCCGAAACAUACCGCGGAGAACAACGUGGCCCACGAACCGACCGCCCAGCGUGACCGGCGCACCGAGUUCGCGUAUAAACCUAUCCACAAGGAUUAUGCGACCGAGGUGGCCGAGCACGUCGCGACAAAUGAUCACCCGUCGCCGCAGUUUCGGUAUAUUCCUGCCACGCCGCGGUACGCGGAGGAUGUGGGAUUGCCGUUGCCGUCGCCGUAUGCGUCGUCGUCGGCGUCAUCUUCCUCUUCUCGGUCGAAGGACAGCGUGCGUGUUGGAAGCGACCAUCGUCGUGAGCGAGAUAGACAGACCGUGUACUCGGAUGACUUGAACGAGGAAGACGAGGACGAGUACACAGCGUACCCAUCCGGUCGGUCUUCGUCGCGGCUCUCAAGGGCCGAGUACCGCAGUAGUGCGGAUUAUAGUGGCCGGCGCGCGAGCUCCUUGUUUGGAGGUAGGAGUUCCGGUGCGACUUCGGCUGAGAAGAAGAGGUAUCGGUCGAGUGCGAGGUACUUGACUACGGAUAUGGUGCCGGAUGCGGAUGAGAUGUAUGGAUGA
This is a messenger RNA of Aspergillus melleus, 873 nucleotides long. RefSeq lists its product as uncharacterized. NCBI's taxonomy places the organism in Eukaryota, Fungi, Ascomycota, Eurotiomycetes, Eurotiales, Aspergillaceae. Bases 1 to 873 code for a protein of 290 amino acids. The record is from RefSeq and is a predicted model, not a curated record. The transcript has a single exon.